AUGAAACCCUCAUUUAUUCUCUGAUUCACGCGAUGCAAUUGUGUCAUCGUGUCUAACCUUUAUAAAGAAGUUCCACAGUGGUGGUCCAAAAAAAUAAAAGAAACUUUUGACAGGUGCCACCACAAAAAAAAAUGGCAAAAUGUUUAAACUGUGGGUACCUUCUAAUAUUUUUUAUCGUAAAUAUAGUGGCUGCAGAACGAAUAAUAGAUAUGAUUUAUAUGUCCUUUGAAGGUGUUGCUGCUUGUUUUCGUAGACACAAUGGAACACAUCAGUUCGGAUGUUCUUCAAGUAUGUCAGGAAAUGUUGGUAUUAUUCAUUUAGUUGAAGAUGAAACUGAUAUCAGAUGGCUUGAAUACAAUGCUACUGCUGGAGCUUAUACAGUAGUUCUUACAUUUUCUAUGUUUACUAGAGACAUAUUAUUUCGGUUAAAAAAUACACAUAACAUAAAUGGAGUUUUGCUAGUUAAAAAUAUCAGUCAACCACGACCUGACUUUUAUUCUCCAGAAGAUACUUGUCCGAACAGAUACUCAGGAUACAAAAGCUGUAAUAGUGCUUCACCAUGGAAUCCACAUGGAUCUUCAUUACUUAUGGAAGAUUGGCCUUUUCCAAUGUUUUAUACAGAGAAUCAAACACUAAUAGAAGCUGUAAAGUCUUGCUUCUGGAAACAUAAUGCACAUGAUUUAGAAAAUCAACAGCAUAGAUCACUGUGCGCGCUAGAAAUGAAGUCAUUUAUGUUUGCAGCAAUUAACUCUGAAUCUUGCAUAAGACGCAGUGAUUUUAUCUUAAACAUUGAUCCAACACAAUUUUGUGAUCCUUUGGGGGAUAGGAAUAUAUAUUGGCCUUUAGCUCCCUUAAAUAAAGAUAAAAAUUCCAUAAUAUUAGUUACAGCAAGAUUAGAUGCUUCUUCUUUAUUUGAUGGAAUAUCACCUGGAGCAGGCAAUGUAAUUACAGGAUUGGUAACAUUACUUGCUACUGCUUAUUAUUUAAAUAAUUUAGCUAAAGAUACUGUACUGAAUAAUAAAACUAAUGUUGUUUUCUCUUUAUUAAAUGGUGAAGCUUUUGAUUACAUAGGAUCUAGUAGAUUAAUUUAUGAUUUGAAAGAAGGUAAUUUCAAUGCAUUAGGUGGAGUAAAUUUAAAGUUUGAUGAUAUUAAAACUGUAAUCGAAUUUGGUCAGCUAAACAAAGGAAAAUUGUAUCUUCAUUCUAAUAAUGGUCAAAACGAUGAUGUAAUAAACAAAAUAGAAACAGCAUUAAAUGCAACAGUUUUAGAAGGCAGUAUUCCACCUACAUCUAUACAGAGUUUCUUGGAAGAAAAACCAAAUUUAACUGCUGUUGUUAUAAGUGAUCAUGCUCAACAAUUUCAAAACAAAUAUUACAAUGGAAUUUUGGAUGAUGCAAAAAGCCUCAAUUUUAAUAACGACGUAAAUGGGCUUGCAACUGCCUUAGCAAAGAUAGCAGUUCAUGUUGCCGAGAUUCUUUAUGAAGAUGUAUCUGGUAAUCAAAUUCCAUCUGCAAAUUCUUCUUUUCAAGAUGUUGAACAUCGCAUUUCGCAAAUGCUGAUUUGUUACUUGGAAAAUGCUACAUGUGAUUUGUUUCGAGCUGCUUUAUCUCCGAGCACUAAAUUAAUUAAUCAAGUUUUAUCAUUAUACGUUGGUGUACAUAGGGUACCGAAUAUUGCAACAACACUAACUGGUCAACUUCUUGCAUUUUUGACUAGGAAGGAAGUUCCUGUUGAGAAAGAAACAGCAUGUUACGAAAAUCAUCUUGUUUGGAUGGCUGGUGAAAAUUUGGAAGGUUUAUGUGUAAAUUCCACUGUAAAUUAUAGCACAGCUGUAAGUCCUGCAUUUAUCAUUGAUGGGUAUGACAUGAAAUCAGGAAUAUAUUCAACAUGGACAGAAUCUACAUGGCAAACGUUAAGUGUGAGAAUGUUUCUGAAACCUUCAGCGGCUACAGAACGACUUACUAUGAUCUUAGGAGGUUCAGUAGCUGUUAUAUCAUUCUUUCUUGUAUGGUUCAUUAAUUCUCGAGCUGAUAUAUUAUUCAAUUCAAGAAAUUUGUUUUAGAAGAACACUCAACUCCUAGGGAUAUGCUGCGGACCACAUAUCAGUGACCAGGUUGGUUCAUCGAGAAGGUGAAGAUGUUCCAGUGACUAGCCUUUGAAUGUGUAUGUGGUACGCUCUCGGAUAAUUUUUAUACCUCAAUAUCAAAAUAUAUUCCGAUGCCACCGACGUUUAAUUUCAAUGUUAUCGUGAUUUUACACGAUGACUGUGUAAUCAAUGUUUUGCACCUGUUGUUAGUAUAAUGAGAACGAUUUAAAUGUUCUCUUAACAUGUCA
Molecule: messenger RNA, 2335 nt
Organism: Eufriesea mexicana
Lineage: Eukaryota; Metazoa; Arthropoda; Insecta; Hymenoptera; Apidae
Gene: Nct
Product: Nicastrin
Exons: 8
Coding region: 132-2063 (643 amino acids)
Biological process (GO): protein processing; Notch receptor processing
Cellular component (GO): plasma membrane
Source: RefSeq, a predicted model, not a curated record